Messenger RNA from Diprion similis, 3892 nucleotides. RefSeq names its product anillin-like protein 1. The record is from RefSeq and is a predicted model, not a curated record. The coding region runs from base 166 to 3477 and encodes 1103 amino acids. The transcript has 6 exons. NCBI's taxonomy places the organism in Eukaryota, Metazoa, Arthropoda, Insecta, Hymenoptera, Diprionidae. Gene Ontology annotation, biological process: actomyosin contractile ring assembly; mitotic cytokinesis; septin ring organization. Gene Ontology annotation, cellular component: actomyosin contractile ring.
UUGUGCCCAGCGAGGUUAUUCUCCUUAUCUCCCUAGAGUAUUUCGUUCGUGCAAAUAAAACGAAUCAGCUACCGCUGAGAGCUGCUGCAUUUUGAGAACAUUUCACCAUUCGUUGGUGAUCCGUAGUGAAGAGUGUUUCGCUGUUCCGCUGUUGUUUCGUCCAGGAUGGAUUCGACACAAGAUCCCUUCACGCGGCGCAUGCUACAACGUGCUAGCAUGCGUCGAAUUCGAGGGGGGAGCUUGCGUUGCAGUUCGGAUGAUCUGCGGAGAAAAUCGAGCAUUUUGCAAGCCAUUAAUGACAAGCCUGCAGUUAAGAUCGCAGGGAUUGCAGAUUGUGAAAUGAUCAGCCGGGGAGACUCCAAUGAAAACAUGUUUGCUGGUGACAAACGGUGCGCCCUACGAAGAACGAGUCUAACGACGAGUGAUGGUCUGAUAUCGCGACGAAGCGAUCUUCCCAAUUUUCAUUUUGCAGGCCAAGAUAGUUCCUCGCAUCUUACUGACCAGUCGAAGUCUAAUUCUGCUGACUGCCAAAAUCCUCGAGUUCUCCAACGAUCUGUGAACGGUGAGAUCCUGCCGAGAAUCGGUGUGAAUUUUGAAAGUAACGAGGAUAAAAUAAUGUCGAAAACUUGUGAAAUUCCUGCUAAAAAAUAUACAGAAAACAGCAACGACAGUGUAACGACAACUCAGAAGCGGACAAAAAGUGACGACACCGCGAAGGCGGAAACAACAGAAACUUGUUCGAAUGUGAGAAAACCGCGCUCUGGGAAAUCUGAAAAAAGAAAAGACGACGAGGGAGAAAGUGACUCGGAUUUGUCGGAGACUUUUGACCCGACUUUUUUGAAUAUGACUGAAAACUCAACGAAGGACAAGCAGCGUUCGCCGCCGACGUAUAUAAAAGGAUUCGAACUUGGUAACGUGAAGUGGCGAGGACCGCUUCACGAUGCUUGUACAACGAAAAAACUGCAACGAAAAAGGGAUGAGGAUUUUUUGGACAGGAUUGCCGAUGAUCGUGAGGCAAUAAAACGCUACUCCUGGUGUGGCAGCCCCGAGGAACCUAAACUGUUGAAGACUGUGCAAGGGGAGAUUUCGAUACCGCCCACGAUGAGACCGGAACUGAGAACAAUUGGCAAGUGUAAACAGAAAGCAAUUAACGAUAGAGUCGAAGGUUCACCCUCCAAGACUUUAGCAAAUAAAAGACCGGAUAAGAUAUCGUUGGAUGUGAACAUCACAGGUAAUUUAGCAGAGAAAAGAUUUUCAGCUAUUCCUGAAGUUCUUCCUGACUCACCGACCACCCCUCUAACCGCUGAGAUAAGACGCUUAGACGCCGAUAUUGGACGGCUGGAGUUUCAUCCGGACUUUUACACUCCGGACAACGACAUUGACCUGUCACCACCUGAUCGGAUUUACCCAAAUUUAUCGAAGAUUAAGUUCACGCCAACGGGAUACACUCCCAAAAAGCUUUACAAUUCACCUUACAAUCCUGACCAAGCGUGUACGGCAUCAACGGCUAGUAAAUCGACGGUCAGCAAAAACUGCCUUAACUUCGAUGAAAAUACAAAUUCAACCCGCAACAGCGACUCCCCGAAUAAUAUUAAUAAUCUAGCAAUGUCGAGCAGGGUUUCAGAAAGUGUAACGUCGACCAGCGGUGGGCCAAUAUCGAAUUUGGACCAGAAAACCAAAACGCCCGAGAUGAAAUGUGCCGCAAAUAAUAGCGAUGUGAGUAAGAAUGACAGAUUCAAGCCGAAUUUAGAAUCGACUCGAAAGUCUUCACUUACCGACUUGUCAAAAAAUACCGCCUCCAGUUCUCACCCUUUACAAACUACCACAUCCUCCACGAUCACGUCACCGAAAUCUCCCGAGGGUUUGGCAAGCCCGCCGAACACUUCGUCUCCGAACGAUAAGACCCUCGACUCCACAAUGCCCUAUGAUGUUGACAAUUUUUUGGCCGACGCGCUUGGGGAUGAACUUUACAACACCACCAUGACAUACCCGCCUUCCGAGGGGCAACAAAAAAGUUUCUCAGAAUUUGGCGCCAGUGACUUGGUAUCCGAAGAAAGCACGCCGGCACAGAGGAAGAGCAGUUCGGCUUUGAGGAAGACGCAGAUGACUGAAUCCCCUCAUCCGUACACCAGCACUUUCAGCAGAGGCAUGACGAUUUAUAGAUCGUUCACUCAGAGUAUUAAAAACAAACUGCGACCUGGACUCAAGUCUCAGCCAAAAACCACGAGGAACGAUGCCGCUUCAACGAUGCAGCUCAAAAGCGACGACAAGACGAUACAAACCCUCCUUCAGGAAGCAAGCAUUCAACAGACGAUAAUGUACCAGGCUAAUAAAGCACUGACCUUCUGCCACUCGAUGAAGGAAUUCUCGUCGAGUACCGAGCAGGUUGAAUCGGAGAGAUCACUUCUGGUCGCAGGCCUGAGGAAAACUGCUAUCCUCGAAGAAAUCAAACGGCGACAAAAUUCGGAGCUAAACAAUAACGUCGAGGAGCCUUGCGAAACGGGUGAAGUUACGAUAAAGAACUUCAGUCUACCACUGAAAGAGGAUAUACUCGAAUUCGAGUCCAGGACGGGGGACUUUGUCCAAUGGUUCGUGAUCACCGUUUCCCAAGGACCGUCCGUAUGGGCCACCAGACCAAUAUCCUGCCCGCUACAAAGUCCUAGGAUUAUAUUCCCGGACACAUUUUUCAUCCCCAACCUCGUCCCGAACUUCAAAAUCACCGUCAGGAUCUACUGCUUGAAACUCCGCAGGACCACUUUCAAUUACGACGACAAAUAUCACCUGAACAAGGCUGAAAAACACGCGACGUGUCCCUCCCCCAAGAAGCUGAUACUUAGAAAAAGUGAGAAGCCUAUUUCACCGGGAAAACAGCGCCAGAUUGAGUCUGCACCGAUCAGAAACACCUCCUUCGUACUUUCAGGGACGGUGGAACUGUAUCUGCACGAUCUGAGCUUGACUUCGCCAUGGCCCUUGACUUCCGUAUUACAAGGAAGCGUUCUUCGCGGUACAAUCGACCUGACGCUUUCCUGCAAGCUCCACUUGUCGGUUUCCCACGCUGGUUUUUUGACCCACGGUGACGAGGCCGGUGGUUUUGCGGCUUGGAACCGGAGAUGGUGCGUCCUUCAGGGCCAAACUCUGAUGUUUUGGAAUUAUCCGUGCGACCAGGAAGACAAGGAACCGCUGACUACCAUCGAUCUUACCAAUUGCAUCUCAUCCGAGAUAAGUACCGUCGAAAGAUCGAUGUGCGCCAAGCCGAGGACCUUGCUGAUAGAAACCUUCAGACAGAGGAGUGUGUUGGACAGAAAUAGCAUGUUACUCGAGUGCCGAUUGUCCUGCACUGUAGUUCGAAACCUGUUAUGCUGCGAUACGGUGAAAGAAUUAAACCAAUGGAAAUCGAAUCUUAAUCGCGUGGUUUCAGCGUUGCGGGAUUGGAACGUGACCUGCCGAUUUCCUAACGAGCAAGUCUCCGACUUGUGAUUUCCCAUUUUUUACAUCAUGUGUUUCAUCUGACGUCUGUUAUUUAUGAACUGCAAUUUUAAUCGUGUCUUUGUUAUUAAUAUUUUUGUAACAAACUUAUUGCGUGUGCCUGUAACAAUUUAUUAUUACUGACGGACAUACCAAACUCUGUUACGUACAGCGUAUAUGUUUUAAAAAUGAUGGUACUAUACCAUCCAAUGACUUAUCAUUCUAUCAAUGUGCAUAAAACACAUACAUAUUACAUACUGACAAAACGAAAGAAAUAAAAUUCGGAACGUGGACAGAAUUACGAAUUCUUAGGUACUUUUAAUUAUCGAUAACAUUUGUACAACUUUGAAUCACACAAGUUGGUAGCUAAAUUAGAUGACAUUUUGAACAAGUGAACCAAUUUCCAUGCACCUUAAACAUUAAUAAA